AUGUGCAGAUGUAAAGUGCACUGGACACCUGCCACUGAGGUUUGGCCCAAUGUCUUCAUUGGAAAUGAAGAGACAGCAAUGGACCGAGCCAGACUGAAGGAGAUGAACACUGCGGCAUACAAGGAAUACCUGCAAGGAAAGAUCGAUACAAGGGCGGAAUAUUACAAAGAAAUGAACAUUGCUUACUGCGGUGUGCUUGUAAAUGAUGAACAUAGGUUUGACAUCAGUAAGGACUUAUUCCCAGCUUCAGAAUUCAUCCACAAGGCCCAACCCCCAGAUAAGUUUUUAGUGCACUGCUCCGCCACAUUAUUUCUGGCAUACCUGAUGAUCCACCAUGAAAUACUGCUGGAGGAUGCCAUUGACCACGUCAUAGACAAGAGAUGGAUCAGGCCAAACAGGGACUUCUUGAAGCAGCUGACAAUCCUCAAUUCAAACCUAAGAAGUCAGCAAAUACUACUAACCCACAGUAUCGCCAAAGAGGCCGUGGGGGCUUAUGGGCACGUCCAGCAGCUGUGCCUCCUUAGAAUCCCUAAUGUCCAUCAGCAUGAGCCACAGGUGAUGCUAAAGGACCGCAUUGGACCUGCCCAUACUGUGACCAAUGCCCUGGGUGGUGGUUUUCUUCAUCGCUUCAUCGCCAGAUCAGUGGUGGAACACAUCUUCCUGAACAACUUAGGAUUCAGGCCUGCAGUAUCUUCUCUUGGAAGAUCUUAA
Molecule: messenger RNA, 711 nt
Organism: Onychostoma macrolepis
Lineage: Eukaryota; Metazoa; Chordata; Actinopteri; Cypriniformes; Cyprinidae
Product: dual specificity phosphatase 29-like
Exons: 4
Coding region: 1-711 (236 amino acids)
Biological process (GO): protein dephosphorylation; negative regulation of MAPK cascade
Cellular component (GO): cytoplasm
Molecular function (GO): MAP kinase phosphatase activity; protein tyrosine/serine/threonine phosphatase activity
Source: RefSeq, a predicted model, not a curated record